Molecule: messenger RNA, 2445 nt
Organism: Exophiala viscosa
Lineage: Eukaryota; Fungi; Ascomycota; Eurotiomycetes; Chaetothyriales; Herpotrichiellaceae
Product: Noc2p family-domain-containing protein
Exons: 1
Coding region: 151-2265 (704 amino acids)
Biological process (GO): ribosomal large subunit biogenesis
Cellular component (GO): Noc1p-Noc2p complex; Noc2p-Noc3p complex; nucleoplasm
Source: RefSeq, a predicted model, not a curated record
ACAUCAACGGCUAAACCCCGGGCCGUGCACUAUUUUUUUCCUUUAAGCGUCUGAAACUUCCCUGCGGUGCCCUGCACUGCAUCAGCACGUUUUCACCUUUGUGGCCACAAUACACUUGCAGUACGGAAACAGACUCCCUGGCCGAUCAAGAUGGGAAAACAGGGAAAGGCCACGAAGAAGUUCGAAAAGAAUAAUCUCAAAUCCACGAUAGAGCGGCGGAAGGACUUUGCCAAAAUCAAGCAAAGACAUCAGGUGAAAGAGAAGAAGAGACAGAGAGCGGCGCAACGAACCAAGACCACCGACGAUGAAGCAGACUCAGAUAUCGAAGAUGCGCAGCCCAAGGGCAUUGACAUGAACGAAGACGAAUUCUUUCAGGAGGCACUAGACAUACCAGAUGACGACAGCGAGUUACAGUCGAAGAGCAAGGGCAAGCGUAAGAGGAAUGCCCCUGGUGGAGAUCCGUCAGAAGAGCCGGAACUCGAUGUUGAAGGCUCAGAUGACGACGAUGUGGACCAUAAGGGUCAACUGGCCUCGUUGGCCUCCAAAGAUCCCGAGUUCUACAAGUAUCUGCAAGAAAACGACGCAGAUUUAUUGGACUUCGAUGAAGACAACGACCUGGCCGAAGUUGAUGAUCUCAGCGAUGAGGAGCGCCCGGCGAAGAAACAGAAGACCAAGGGUGCCGAGGACGAUGCCUCAGCCGACGUGACCACGGACAUGGUUCAGAGAUGGAAAACUUCGCUUGCUGAUCAAUUCUCGAUCAGAGCACUGCGUCAAGUCGUGCUAGCGUUCCGGGCAGCUGCUCAUGCGGAUGACGAGGAGGAUAAAGAAUACAAAUACACUAUUGCCAGUCCCGAGGUAUACCAUGAGGUUCUGAUGACGGCCCUGAAGCAGGUGCCUGUCGUGCUGUCACAUCAUCUACCGGUCAAAGAGUCUGCUGGAGGUAAAGUGCGGGUUCCCACAGAUUCGCCAAAGUUCAAGACGCUGGCACCGUUGAUCAAGUCUCACGCUUCGUCGUUGCAUUAUCUGCUGGGGCGUUUGUCAGACACAAAUACCUUAAGGCUAACUCUGCAAUCAUUCGAGCCAUUAUUGCCAUACUUGUUGCAAUUUCGCAAGUUUCUGAAGGUCAUCAUCAAGGCUGUCUCUUCGGUGUGGUCCGACAAUUCUUCAGACGAAGCAACACGGAUCACAGCCUUUCUCGUCAUCCGCCGACUCAUGGUGAUUGGCGAUGCUGGAAUCCGCGAAGCUGUGUUGAAGGCGACCUACGAGGGAGUCGUCAAGGGAAGCCGGAACACUACGGUUCAUACGCUCGCCGGCAUCAACUUGAUGAAGAAUUCGGCUUCAGAGAUCUGGGGCAUAGAUCAAAAGGUCAGCUACACGACCGGCUUUUCGUUCAUUCGCCAGCUCGCUGUCCACCUCCGCGGAAACAUCACGAAGCCGACCAAAGACUCGUAUAAGACGAUCUACAACUGGCAAUUUGUACACUCUCUGGAUUUCUGGUCACGUGUGCUGUCCACUCACUGCAACUCCUUGGUCGAGGCACAAAAUGGCAAGCAGUCACAACUUCGACCCCUGAUCUACCCACUUGUUCAGAUUACCCUCGGUGUUAUGAGGCUGAUCCCUACUUCGACAUAUUUCCCUCUACGAUUCCAGCUUAUGCGAUCUCUGCUGCGUAUCUCUCAGGCCACUGAGACCUACAUUCCGUUGUCAGCAGCUCUCUUGGAGGUAUUAAACUCUGCUGAGAUGAAGAAGCCCGCAAAGGCUGCCACACUAAGGCCGAUAGACUUCGCUUCUAACAUCAGAGCGCCCACUUCCUACCUGAAGACGAAGGUGUAUCAGGAAGGAGUGGGAGAGCAGGUCGUUGAGCUUUUCUCGGAGUUUCUUGUCUUGUGGACCAAGAGCAUUGCAUACCCCGAGCUUCAACUUCCUGCCAUAGUCAUGCUCAAGCGGUGGCUGAAAACGGCGUCGAAGACUACAGGGAAUAGAAAUGGAAAGCUGAAUCAAGCUCUCGUGUUGCUCGUUCAAAAAUCCGAGACAAACGCUAGAUGGAUCGAAGAGAGACGCAACAAGGUCAGCUUCUCGCCAAAGGAUCGUGCAGAAGUGGAAGGCUUUCUGAAAGAUGUCCAGUGGCAGGAUAGUCCGCUUGGAGCCUUUGUGGUGACGCAGAGAAAGUUGAGGGAAGAAAGAAAGAAAGUGCUGGAUCAGGGCCGCAAAGAGCAACAAAGGCACAACGCGGAUCAGGAGGACAAUGACAUUGAGGUCGCAUGAACACUGCGACGAUUGUCCUAAUGCUAUUCAUAAAGAAGCUAUCGGUUUGCGAAGAGUCCUACAAACUGGUUAUGGAGCGCUCCUUUGUGCGACGAGUUGCGAUGUAUUUUCUGAUCAUUAUGGCAAUCGCAUGACCUGCCUUCAACAAAACAGAUAAAGUCUGUCAGCCUCCUUCUGGUC